Molecule: messenger RNA, 1110 nt
Organism: Dovyalis caffra
Lineage: Eukaryota; Viridiplantae; Streptophyta; Magnoliopsida; Malpighiales; Salicaceae
Source: the annotation of a GenBank genome assembly
AUGAUUGACUUCGAGGCGAUAAAUGUGUUUAAGAGUGUAGUAUCCCUCAAAAUCAAUCCUACUCCUGUAAUCCUAGCUAAAAACACUCUCAUCUUUGAAUUUUUACUAAAGGAAAGGGGAUGGACAUUUAAGGUGCUUGUGUCCCACUACUAUUUGUUUGGACGAGUUAGCCACAUAGUGACCGGAAAGGCCUCGGGAAUCUUUAGCACACCAUGGCACUUACAUUCCAAACUAGAGAACUUUGCUAGACAUUCCCUCAAUGAGUUAGGAAAAACGAGUAUGGACAUGAAUGUUCUUCGACUUAGAGAAGUUAAAAUUUCACUAGAGGGCACAAUAUGCUUUUUUUUCGGUUUUACUUGGCUUCAUUGUGGCGAGUAUCCUUGGGUAUCGCUAAUUGGAGCAUGGUGUUGUAUCACCUAUUGCCCGAAUAUGUUCUCGAGACAAUUAGGUUUUGAGCGAUUUAUAUCGAGAACUAUGGAUUUGGCUCAAUGCUAUAAAGAUUUGAAAGUCUCUAAGAAACUUUUGAAAAAAACAAAGGCUGCAUGGAGAAAUAAAGGGAUAGUCACUCUUGAAAGAAGAGUAGAUGAAAGAACCACGUCGGGGUAUCCUAAAUGGCAAAGCACUAGGGGGAAAGGAUAUCGCAUGCCACCAUUCGAGGGUCCCUCUCAAAUGAGGAGUGAAACAAUGGAGGGCGUUCGCCAAGAGAUGAAUGCCCAACAUGAAAUAUUUAAUGAAGUCCCGAAUGCUCGAGUGAUCGAACCGACCCAAAAGAAAAGAAAGUUAGAAGAAACUCUUGGCCCGAAAGACCAUGCAAUGAGUGCUUUAAACAAACAAAACAAGGACCUUCAUGAUCGACUUCAACGAUCAAAGGGGUUAGUAAGACAUAUAAAGAAAGAUCAUCAAUCGCUCAACGAAAAAUAUGAGAAUGCAACCAAACUCACAGUUUCUUUGAUUGAGGAGUUGACUAAUCUUCAUGAUGAGAAAGUGGGUGCUGAGAUGGAAAGAGAUGUCCCGAGGAGGGAAGUAGGCGAGCGGGGAAGUAGGACUAUGAAUACCACCUGCAAGCCUAGAAUGCCAAGAAUUAUGCCUUACACAUGCGACAUACCAUAG